AGAAAUAUUGGUCGUGGGCAACAAUAUUCAACUCCUACACCUUUGAGUGGGAGUCUUUCUCAGUGGCUGAGAACCACUUCUCACUUGAAGUUGGCUGAUAAUGGCAAGCAGCAUGAGCAGCAGAAGCGCCAUUGCUGUCCCUCCCACGUCCUACAUAUCAAUCCGUCGCUCCUCCCUCUUGCUCAUUACUUUGGGCUCAUUCGCAUUGGGCACUCUUAUUGCGAACAUGACUUCCCGGUCCUGGCGGAGGGUACAACGCUACAUAGACUCCCGGCGUAGCAAUGGAGGGCGCCGGCCAGUGAUCGUCUGCUUUGGAGACAGUAUCACACAGGGAGGGCACAGCCCCGAACACGUGGGGUGGGUGGGUCGGUUGGAGGAUUUUUAUUGCCGGAAAGCGGACGUUUUAAAUCGAGGUUUCAGCGGGUACAACACAGACUGGUUGUCUCGGAUGUUGGUGGACCUCUUUUCCCGUAUGUUCAGACGGAGACCACCUGUAUUGGUGACGAUAUGGCUUGGUGCCAACGAUGCUACGGUAGAAAGCUCACGGCAGCACGUGCCCCUGUGGAAAUACAAGGAAAAUUUGGAGAAAAUGGUCCGGUUUUUCAAGGGCUUGGGUCGGCGUGAUCGUCAAGUGGCCAUCCUCCUCGUCACUCCCCCCCCUUUGCACGAAGGGAAAUGGCUUGCAUUCCUCCGCUCGUCGUGCCCAACCUCCCUCCUCGACCGGUCCUUCGCGCGCACUGCUUCCUACGCCCUGGCAGCUCGAGAGGUGGGGCAGGCCAUAAAAGUCCCGGUAGUGGACAUACACGCCUCGUUUGGGGUCCAGAUCGAGGAGGCGGUGGGAGGGGAGGGAAUGCCCCAAGACGAGACCUACGCCAGCUUUCUCUCGGACGGCUUGCACCUGAAUGAGAAGGGGAACAGAAGGGCCUUUGAAGCGGUGAGAGACAGUAUCAAGCACCAUUUCCCCUGGCUGGAUCCCAUCAAUCUGGAGACGCAGGCCCCGGGGUGGGAGAGCUUACGGUCGCUGUACUUGGACGAAGCCGAGGGCAGGGGGGAGAAAGGGGAGGGCGGUACCGUGCCUUUGUACAGCAGUAAGAGCAGCGUCAUUUUCAAUGCGUACUAGGCGUGCUGGAGAGAAAGUAACGGGGCAAAGGUCAGAGACGGCAGGGCACCCACGACGUUCAAGCUGGUGAGCUCGACUCAUGAGCAGUCCUAGGGAUCGGGGUAUCGUGAUCCCUCAAUAACUAAAUUUAACACAUUUUUGGCGUUG
Nannochloropsis gaditana CCMP526 is the source of this 1267-nucleotide messenger RNA. Its product is annotated as gdsl lipase acylhydrolase family protein. The coding region runs from base 101 to 1120 and encodes 339 amino acids. The transcript is spliced from 2 exons. The record is from RefSeq and is a predicted model, not a curated record.